CUGUAUAAAUAAUACAAAAACUUAAAAUCAAAUAAAUAUGUUAAUUUUUUAGUUCUACUUCUGAUUAGUCCAUUAAAUAUUAUAUACGAUAUUAGUCCUGGAUCUUUACCGAGUAAGGAUAUGAAUAUAAGGACUCAAAGAGAUCGAAGAGAGGCUGGAAGAAAAAUAUUAAAUUUCUAUUUUCCUGAAGGAUAUAUUGGUGCUAAUAUCGACCAAUUGUUACAGUAUACAUCAGACGAUCGUUUCGUUAGGCCAAUUCAAAAAACUGUUCAACUAAUUUCAAAAUACACACCAAUUUACUUCUACUUGUUUUCUUAUAGCAGCGAUUAUGGUAUAAAAACACUUCAUAAGCUAAUUAGAGAUUCAAGACUUACUUCAGGUGUUUCUCAUCUAGAAGAACAAUUUUAUAUGUGGAAAAGACACGAUUUAGAAGAUUUAAAUCCAACAGGAUUUGAUAAAUUGAUAGCUAGAAGAUUGAUGAGAAUUUGGAGUAACUUUAUUAAAACUAGAAACCCUACCCCUUUUAGAGACCAGUUACUACAAGAAUACAUUUGGCCAACUGUAACAUCACAAAGCAACAUCACAUAUAUGCAGAUAGAUAAAAAUUUGUCUCUGCAACAAAAUUAUAGACACAAACAAAUGGAAUUUUGGGAGAGUGUCUAUGAUACAUAUGGGCAUCCUCCGUUUCUUACUUAUUAAAAAGCCAAAAAUAAAUAAAGACGAAAAUGAAUACAAAAUAAUGUUUAAACAUAAACAUAAACGGGGG
This is a messenger RNA of Psylliodes chrysocephalus, 766 nucleotides long. The record is from the annotation of a GenBank genome assembly. NCBI's taxonomy places the organism in Eukaryota, Metazoa, Arthropoda, Insecta, Coleoptera, Chrysomelidae.